AUGGCCCCUUCUUUUAUACCAGAAGACAACAUUCAAUUGUCAUCAGAUGUAUCAGUGAAGGCCUUUACCUCAUCCUUAGCCUUCAACUCUGGAAUUGGUAUCGCCAUCUUUGUUGCUUUCUGUAUUGUCAGGCACUGGAGCAAGAAAAUCUAUCAACCUCGAACAUAUCUUGUUAACAAAGAUCUUCGGCCGCCUGAACUGCCGCCUGGUAUCUUCACCUUUGUUACAGCCUCGUUCAAGGUCAAGGAUACAGAACUGUUGGACAAAGUGGGUUUGGACGCCUAUAUGUUUCUGAGGUUUCUCCGCAUGAGCGCGUAA
This is a messenger RNA of Lobosporangium transversale, 318 nucleotides long. Its product is annotated as late exocytosis, associated with Golgi transport-domain-containing protein. The coding region runs from base 1 to 318 and encodes 105 amino acids. The record is from RefSeq and is a predicted model, not a curated record. Gene Ontology annotation, molecular function: calcium-activated cation channel activity. Gene Ontology annotation, cellular component: plasma membrane. NCBI's taxonomy places the organism in Eukaryota, Fungi, Mortierellomycota, Mortierellomycetes, Mortierellales, Mortierellaceae. The transcript has 2 exons.